Xiphias gladius (swordfish) is the source of this 1894-nucleotide messenger RNA. It is a transcript of the gene sugt1, whose product is annotated as SGT1 homolog, MIS12 kinetochore complex assembly cochaperone. The record is from RefSeq and is a predicted model, not a curated record. The transcript has 13 exons. The coding region runs from base 201 to 1178 and encodes 325 amino acids. Gene Ontology annotation, molecular function: protein-folding chaperone binding. Lineage: Eukaryota; Metazoa; Chordata; Actinopteri; Istiophoriformes; Xiphiidae. Gene Ontology annotation, biological process: protein stabilization.
CUUGCCGAGAGCCGCCGAGUCACUGCCUCCUCCGGGCCGUGAGGUGGAGGAGUAGCAGUCGCAGCAGUGUGCAGUCGGAUGUUGACAGGCCUGCUGCUCCGCCCGAGCUGUGGCCGCUGCCGCUAUCACGUUUCUAGCAGUGUCCACAUCUAGAACUUUCCUGUUACACCAGAAACACUGUCCGCAUCCGCAGCAAACCCAUGGCAACCGAACGCAGCUUCCCCGAUAGCUUCAUUGACGAAGAUCCACAGAAAGCCCUGGAGGCACUUAAUGAGGCCUUGCAGGAAGACGCUGACAACGCUGAGUGGUUUUGCCAGCGUGCUUAUGCCCACAUCCUUCUGGAAAACUACAGCUGUGCCGCUGAUGAUGCCAAGAAAGCACAACAGCUACAAUCCAGCCUUCCCCUUGCUUUCAUGCGAACAGGAAUAGCAGAGUACUACCUGAACCACUAUGAGUCAGCACACGCAGCCUUCACUCAGGGACACCAACUGGAUGUUUCAGACAAAUCAUAUGAGAUCUGGAUCAAGCGGUGUGAGGAGAUCAUGGGGGAUCAGACACAGAAUGGCAGCGUCAACAGGCAGACACCAGCAGGUCCACCUGUGAAACAUGACUGGUACCAAACAGAAUCUCAAGUUAUUGUCACAGUGAUGGCAAAAAACGUACCCAAGGAUGGUGUGUGUGUCAACUUCAUGGAAAAAGAGCUCGAUGCCAAGAUACAGCUGGCAUCAGGGGAGUACUACAACUUCCACCUCUACCUCCUGCACCCCAUCGUCCCUCAACAGAGCAACUUCAAGAUCCUCACCACCAAGGUGGAGAUCAAGAUGAAGAAGACAGAUGCCAUCAGAUGGGAGAAGCUAGAGGGAGAAGGACAGGAGUCCAGCAUCAAGCACUUCAAUCCUACGGAUCAGUACCCAUCAUCGUCCCACUACACCCGCAAAUGGGACAAGAUGGUGGUGGACAUCAGUGAGGAGGAGAAAAACGAGAAGCUGGAGGGAGAUGCGGCGCUCAACAAGCUCUUCCAGCAGAUCUACUCAGAUGGCUCAGACGAGGUCAAGCGAGCCAUGAACAAGUCCUUUAUGGAGUCAGGUGGUACAGUCCUGAGCACCAACUGGAAAGAUGUGGGCAAGAGAAAAGUGGAAAUGAGCCCACCAGACGAUGCAGAGUUCAAGAAGUACUGAGCAACCCCCACCCCCCUCUCUUUUGUUUGACAUCAUCUUUCUUCACAAUUGUCCAUCAGAGCUCCAGCGGGAGUCCUCCUUGCUCUGCAGUCUCCGCGGCCAUCCACUUCCUCCCCUCAGUUAUGUCGUCCCUCUGGUGUUUUCACGCCGCGUUAGUGCAGGGAGCCUCGUUGUUCCCACUGUCACUCGUCAAAACCACACACGACCUACUCUCUGCAAUAGCUUAAUUCCAGAUGGAGUCAGUUCAUUUGAAUAAUCUGUUGAACAGAUUCAUUUCCAUUAUCUGAUUUUUUUUUUUUUUUUAAAGGCCAAUGGACUCAAAAGGGAACUGAGGUCUGGAUUCAAAUGUGACUGAAUGACCUGAAAUGCUCAAAUUCAACCAUCAGAUUCUUAUUUUCUCUCAAAGUUUUCUCAGAACACCCACAGCCUUUCUUUUCAGGAGCCUUUGAUGACUCUCUAUUAUCAGCACUUGUAUAAAAAUGUAAAAAAAAAAACUGAAAAAAAACGAACCAAUUGAGAUAUUUAAAUGAAAAUUAUGAAUGCAUUUCUUGGCUCAUACAGUUUUUUUUCUUAUACACUCAGUAGAAAGUCAACAGCAAUACUCUGCAAACUGACUAGUGUGGAAUCUGUGUGAAAUGUCAGCCAGUGGCUUAGCACUGGCCAGGAUCAGUUUGAUUCCAGCUACAGUGUAAAUAAAGGAUUUGUUGUUCGGCUUA